UUAACCGGAGAACAGGGGUUUGUUGAAGCGGGGCUCUAACGGGAGAAAGAACCCAGCGAAAGGAGCCGACACGUCUGUAACGUGUUCGGAGCGAGCCGCGGACUGUCUGGCCCUUAUCUCACUUUGAACAUAGCCCACAUGCACCCGGGUUAACUCCCAGCCAUCGCAGCCCACCCGUGUGUCCAUCGGCCGGCUCGUCGCGGCGGUGCGGUCCCUAGCGGAAACAAAGCGGACCCUCUCCUCGGCUAGUCCUCGGCUCACGUCCCCGCUGAAGAAGACACUUUUCUGGGGCUAAUGUUGCUCUGAACCAUCGAGGAAACCACGUUAAAGCGUCUACACAAGAUGGAUUUGCGGUUACUGUUAAUAGCGUCUCUAUCGGCCGUCCUCUGCAGCAGCUGGGCACAGCAAGAGGGAAGCAUCUGCAUCAAAGCAAACGCUCAGUCAUGUGGGGAAUGCAUCCAGGUGGCCGAGAUGUGUGGAUGGUGCUCGGAUGAAAAAUUCCUCUCUCAGGGCGAAUCCAAGUCGGCCCGGUGUGAUGACCUGGAGUCGCUGAAGAAGAGGAAGUGCAGCGUGGCCACGAUCGAGAACCCACGCGGACGCGUCGAGAUCAACACCAACAAGCCGGUCACCAACCGCAAGGACUCGAAUGAGAAGCUGAAGCCUGAGCAGAUCACCCAGAUCCAGCCACAGAAACUCACCCUGACACUCAGAUCUGGUGAGCCUCAGACCUUUGACCUGAAGUUCAAGCGUGCUGAGGACUACCCCAUCGACCUGUACUACCUUAUGGACCUUUCAUUCUCCAUGAAAGACGAUUUGGAAAACGUCAAGAACCUCGGCACCGACCUGAUGAGGGAAAUGCAGAAGAUCACAACAGACUUCAGGAUUGGUUUCGGCUCCUUUGUGGAGAAGACGGUCAUGCCUUACAUCAGCACCACGCCAGCCAGGCUCAUCAACCCCUGCACGGGGAACCAGAACUGCACCAGUCCCUUCAGCUACAAGAACGUCCUGAAGCUGACGAACAACGGAGACGAGUUCAACCAGCUGGUCAGUCAGCAGCAGAUCUCAGGAAACCUGGACUCCCCGGAGGGAGGCUUCGACGCCAUCAUGCAGGUGGCGGUCUGUGGGGAGCACAUCGGCUGGAGGAACGUGACUCGUCUGCUGGUGUUUUCCACCGACGCUGGUUUCCACUUCGCUGGAGACGGCAAACUGGGAGGCAUCGUCCUCCCCAAUGAUGGGAAGUGUCAUCUGGAGAACAACAUGUACACCAUGAGCCACUACUACGACUACCCCUCCAUCGCACAUUUGGUCCAAAAACUGAGCGACCACAACAUUCAGACCAUCUUUGCCGUCACUCACGAAUUCCAGCCUGUUUACAAGGAGCUGAAAAACCUGAUUCCUAAAUCAGCCGUCGGAACGCUGUCCUCCAACUCCAGCAACGUGAUCAAACUCAUUAUUGAUGCUUACAAUGCUCUGUCAUCUGAGGUCAUUCUGGAAAACGGCCGGCUGCCAGAGGGCGUGUCCAUCACCUACAAGUCCAUCUGUAAGAACGGCGUGGAGGGGACGGGAGAGAACGGCAGGAAGUGCUCCAACAUUUCCAUCGGAGACGAGGUGUCUUUCAAGAUUUCCAUCGAAUCCCAGAAGUGUCCGUCAAAGAGCCGUCGUGAGGUCAUCAAAAUCAAACCGCAGGGCUUCACCGAGGAGGUGGAGGUGGUUCUGAACUUCAUCUGCGACUGUCAGUGCGCCGCGGACGGAGAACCGAAGAGUGAGAAGUGCAACGAGGGCAACGGGACCUUCGAGUGUGGAGCCUGCAAGUGCAAUGAGGGACGUAUUGGGCGUGAGUGUGAGUGCAGCAAAGACGAAGUGCGGACAGAGGACCUGGACGCCAACUGCCGGAAAGACAACGGCACCGAUAUCUGCAGCAACAACGGCGACUGUGUCUGCGGCACCUGCGAAUGUAAGACGCGGGAAAAUCCAGCGGAGGUUUACAGCGGGAAAUACUGCGAGUGUGACAACUUCAACUGUGAUCGCUCCAACAACAAGCUCUGUGGAGGACAUGGACGCUGUGAGUGCAGGAAGUGCAUCUGCGACGCCAACUACACGGGCAGCGCCUGCGACUGCUCCCUGGAGACCUCCACCUGCCUGGCGAAGAACGGGCAGAUCUGUAACGGCCGCGGCACCUGUGAGUGUGGAAUCUGCAAGUGCACCAAUCCCAAGUUCCAGGGUCCGACCUGCGAGAUCUGUCCCACCUGCCCCGGGGUCUGCGCCGAGCACAAAGACUGUGUGCAGUGCAAAGCUUUCAAGGCCGGUGAGAAGAAGGACACGUGUGAGCGGGACUGCAGCUACUUCGAGCUGAUGAAGGUGAAGGACCGCGACAAGCUGCCCCAGCCCACCGACCAGAGCUUCCCUCUGACUCACUGCAAAGAGAGAGAUGCCAACGACUGCUGGUUCUACUACACCUACGCCAUCAGGAAUGACACCAAGGAGGUCUUCGUGGUGGAGAACUUGGAGUGCCCAUCAGGCCCUGACAUCAUCCCCAUCGUGGCCGGCGUGGUCGCUGGCAUCGUGCUGAUCGGCCUCGCCCUGCUGCUCAUCUGGAAGCUGCUCAUGAUCAUCCACGACCGCCGAGAGUUCGCCAAGUUCGAGAAGGAGAAGAUGAACGCCAAGUGGGACACGGGCGAGAACCCGAUCUACAAAAGUGCCGUAACAACUGUCGUCAAUCCAAAGUACGAGGGCAAGUGAUGGAGCUCUGCCUCGGCUGUGUCAACACUGUAUGGAGAAGAAACAUGGGUCCGGGUGAAAGGGAGGGGAGGGGGGGGGUUAUAACGCUCACUGUUUGUCUGUUUUGUUUGUUUGUAUGUUGUAGUCACCAAAAUGAUAGCAAUGCAUUCUGCCACUAUUUCAGUGUGUUUUACUAACUUGGUUUUUAUUUUCUAUGCAUCGUAUGAAAUGUGUACAGUCUGUGUAAAUGUGGGGUUUUAUAUUUGAUGUUGUGCCUCUGCAGAACUCGAGAGAAAGUGUUGUGAACAGAUUCCCUUCUCUGCCACAGGACUGGCAAGGUAACGAAAUGCUCAACUGGGCCUUUUUAGAGAGCCGUCAAGCCAUCAGUGUUUUGUUGAGGGUCUAAUUGGACGUUGAUGAUGGGCAACAAAUGAAGUUUUCCUUUCCAAAUGAUCAUGCAAGUCGAGCAAAGGUUUUAUUGUGUCUCUAAUUAUUUUGACCGAGUAGAUAUCACACUUUUCUUAUUAACCGUCUCUUUGGAUUGAUCUCUUCAAAUGUAGCGCCGGUCGGCCGUGUGUGGCAGCAAUGAAUUGUGUACAGUAUGUGUCUGGGUUCUGUGUAAAGCCAUAUAUGUAUUCACAGAACCAGGUUGGUGGCGUUAGUAUUGUUUUUGUCUGAGUGACUUAAUUCCAUCAGAACAAUCAAUUGAAUCGUGUCUUUAUCUACAAAAGAUAUUUUCUUGCGUUGCCUUUCUGGCUGAAAGGACGUCAGUGUACAGUCGUGUUUCUGUUUGGCUCCAGGUUUUUCUUUACUCAAGUUAAAAGCCAACUCAGGUCCUGAAUUCUUCACAGCAAUGCCAAAUACGCAAACCUGCCUUAUUAUUUGCUAACUAACUUAGCUUAUAUUGAAUUGCCUUGUUUUUAUUUGUAGAAAAUGAACUGGGUAAUGGCCCCAGUUUCUCUUUUGUUAACAUGUGAGUAGUUCCACUCGGCCAUUUGUCGGUGCCUCGAUCAAACAAUUUUUUAUGAACAGAAAUAGGAAUGGAUAAAAAAAAAAGAGUCACAUAGUGUUAAAGAUCUUUGAUCCCCCGAUCUUUGUUUUUGUUAAGAACAAAAGAAGGUUACACCAGUCACCAUUGUUUUUAAGUGCCUUUUUUUAGUUUUUCCCACAAAAUCACAUUUGCAACUCUGUAUUUCUGAAAAUUAUUUAUUGAAUAAACAUUCAAAACAA
Molecule: messenger RNA, 3948 nt
Organism: Pleuronectes platessa (European plaice)
Lineage: Eukaryota; Metazoa; Chordata; Actinopteri; Pleuronectiformes; Pleuronectidae
Product: integrin beta-1
Exons: 16
Coding region: 343-2739 (798 amino acids)
Biological process (GO): cell adhesion mediated by integrin; integrin-mediated signaling pathway; cell-matrix adhesion
Cellular component (GO): cell surface; focal adhesion; integrin complex
Molecular function (GO): C-X3-C chemokine binding; collagen binding involved in cell-matrix adhesion; fibronectin binding
Source: RefSeq, a predicted model, not a curated record